AUGGGCAAGGCGGAGCAGCUUGCUGAAAUUAGGGAGAAAAAGGCGGCCAAUCCAAUGAGGGAGUUGAAGAUUGAGAAAUUAUGCCUAAAUAUUUGUGUUGGUGAAUCAGGUGAUAGACUUACACGUGCUGCUAAGGUACUUGAACAACUAACUGGUCAAACACCGGUGUUUUCGAAAGCAAGAUAUACCGUACGAUCAUUUGGUAUUCGUCGUAACGAGAAAAUUGCUGUGCACUGUACCGUAAGGGGUCCGAAAGCUGAAGAAAUCAUUGAGCGUGGUUUGAAGGUGAAAGAAUAUGAAUUAUAUCGAGAAAAUUUCUCAGACACUGGAAACUUCGGUUUCGGAAUACAGGAGCAUAUCGAUUUGGGAAUUAAAUAUGACCCGUUGAUUGGUAUCUACGGCAUGGACUUCUAUGUUGUUCUCGGACGUGCUGGUCAUAGAGUUGCGAAACGUAGACGUGCUCGUGGACGUGUUGGACACACACAUCGUGUAGGGAAAGAGGAAGCAGUAAAAUGGUUUCAGCAAAAGUAUGAUGGCAUUAUUCUGCCUCCAAAAGCAAAAGAAAUUCGACGUGGGCGAAGGCAUUGA
This is a messenger RNA of Brugia pahangi, 588 nucleotides long. The record is from the annotation of a GenBank genome assembly. Lineage: Eukaryota; Metazoa; Nematoda; Chromadorea; Rhabditida; Onchocercidae.